Messenger RNA from Oreochromis niloticus (Nile tilapia), 5741 nucleotides. It is a transcript of the gene ncam2a, whose product is annotated as neural cell adhesion molecule 2. Gene Ontology annotation, biological process: cell-cell adhesion; axon guidance. The coding region runs from base 173 to 2554 and encodes 793 amino acids. Gene Ontology annotation, cellular component: plasma membrane; axon. The record is from RefSeq and is a predicted model, not a curated record. The transcript is spliced from 18 exons. Lineage: Eukaryota; Metazoa; Chordata; Actinopteri; Cichliformes; Cichlidae. Gene Ontology annotation, molecular function: protein binding.
GGCGGGAGCGCGCGCAUAGGAAGGAAGGGAAGGAAAGGAGCUGAGGCAAAUCAGUCGCCAAGCGGAGCCCAAGACAGCGGAUGAACGGAGCCGAGCGUGUGUGCGUAUCGCCCUUGUCGUUUUUUUACAGCAGCUCAAAGCGGCGUCCGGCAGCCCCGAAACCCGCCCGAAAAUGAUCUUCAAACUCGUCCAUCUCCUCGGGGUGCUCGUCUGCGGCGGCCAAGCCGCCCUGCAGGUGUCUAUAUCUUUGAACAAAGUGGAGUUAAGUGUCGGAGAGUCCAAGUUCUUCAUCUGCACAGCCAUCGGCGAGCCGGUCAAGUUGGAGUGGUAUAACCCCCAGGGCGAGCGCAUCGUGGCCUCUAAGCGAAUGGCGCUCCACACAGAAGCAUCCAGAUCCAAGCUCGUUAUUUAUAAUGCCAUCAUCGAAGACGCGGGUAUCUACCGCUGCCAGGCCACUGAUGUCAGUGGUCACACCGAAGAGGCCUCCGUUGUGCUGGAGAUCUACCAGAGGCUGACAUUCCGGGAUGUUCAGUCACCGCAGGAGUUCCGCUAUGGUGAGACAGCAGAAGUGGUGUGUGAUGUCAUUAGCUCCCCAGUGCCCGUGGUGGUGUGGUACUACCAGGACAAAGAGAUUACUGAGGAGCACCACAGCAGGUUCCAGGUGUUGCCAAACAACAACCUGCAGAUCCAUCAGGUGACCAAGGCUGACGAGGGUGUGUACCGCUGUGAAGCCAGCGUAGAGGCACGCGGGGAGAUCGAUUUUGUGGACAUUGCAGUGGUGGUCAACGUCCCUCCGGUGUUGUCAGUGUUCCAGCAGUCCUUCAAUGCCACAGCUGACUACCAGGAAUCUGUCACCUUUACUUGCAUCACUUCUGGAUCUCCGGACCCCAUAGUCACAUGGCACAGGAAAGGGCAGCAGCUGGAGCCAUCGGACCAGUACAUUUUGAACAGGCUUGAUGGCGGGCGGAGCAUGUUAACCAUCCGCAACAUCCGGCAGGGUGAUGGAGGCACCUACUCCUGCAGAGCCACCAAUAAGGCAGGAUCCCAGGAAAGAGAGCUCUUCCUCAAAGUGUUUGUCCAGCCCCAUAUCACCCAGCUGAAAAACGUGACAGCCGUAGAGGGCAGCGCUGCCAUGAUCUCCUGCGUGGCUGAGGGCGAGCCUCUGCCUGACAUUUCCUGGAGAAGAGCCAGCGACGGUCAGACCUUCGUGGACGGAGACAAGAGCCAGGAUGGGAGGUUUGAAGUUCGUGGGCGUCAUGGCAAGUCGGUGCUGACCAUCAGCGGCGUGAGGCUCUCCGACUUGGGUCGAUUUGACUGCGAGGCGCUCAGCAGGAUCGGAGGUCAUCAGAAGAGCAUGUUCCUGGACAUUGAAUAUAUACCAAAGUUCCUGACCAACCACACCGUUUAUUAUUCAUGGGAGGGGAAUCCGGUGAACAUCAGCUGCGACGUGAUGUCCAACCCACCUGCCACCAUGCUGUGGAGGCGAGAGCGCUUCACUAUCUCCACAGAGGGAACCGCCAACAUGAGGGUGCACAGCGCCGAGGGCAAGUCUGUGCUGGAGGUGACUCCUAUGUCCGACAGAGACUUUGGCCGCUACAACUGCACGGCCAGAAACAACAUUGGAGUUCGAUACCAGGAGUUCAUUUUGGCCCAGGCAGUCGCGCCAUCGAAUCCAUACUCAGUUCGUCUGUCAGCUGUCUCCCAGCGCUUAGCGACCGUAACAUUUAUGAAGCCAGACUCUCAUGGAGGCGUUCCCAUCAACUACUACCUGGUCCAGUACAAGGAGGUGGGCUCACAGGACUGGAGGGAUGUCAAGUCACACAGUGUCCAGACCACAGUUGUGCUGACAGGACUGGAGCCCAACACAACAUACGAGGUUCGAGUGGCAGCUGUCAACGGAAAGGGCCAGGGCGACUUCAGCCACACGGAGACCUUCCAGACUUUACCCAUCCGAGAGCCGAGUCCGCCAGCAGUCCACGGGCAGAGGGACAUGGGCAGGGCCUACAGGCUGGGGCUGGUCAAGCAGGACGACGGAGGCAUGCCCAUUGUGGAAUAUAUAGUCAAGUACAAGACUGAUAAAGAGGAACAGUGGAUGACCAAGCUCGUUCCAGGUGCGAAGGACCAUGCCUUGCUGCACCCGCUCCAGUGGAACACGAGAUAUGAAGUGGAAAUCACAGCGCGCAACGUGAAAGGCCUGUCGGAGCCCACCUUCUAUCAGUUCUUCAUGCCACAGAAACCUGACAUUACAGCAGAAUCCCUGUUCAGCGGUCUGGGGCUGGGGGCGGUGGUGGGCCUCGGCCUGGGAGCGCUGCUGCUGCUCCUCGUGCUGGUGGACGUCAGCUGCUUCUUCCUGCGUCACUGCGGCCUGCUCAUGUGCAUCACACGCACCCUGUGCAGCAAGAAAACAGCCACCAGCGGCAAGGGCAAAGAAAUCGAGGAGGGGAAGGCCGCCUAUCUGUACACCUACAACAGCCGCCCAGCCACCCUUUCAACCACAGAAGCUACCGCUGAAGGAAGAAAAUGGAAGAGAGGUUCUCAAGCCGGAUACGAUUGAAAUCAAAGUGCACAGUGACAACAGCAUCCACACAAAGCCCGACGACAGCAAAGCGUAAAAGGGUCGGUCCUCCCGCCACCAAAAGAACAUUCGGAUCACAAGACCAAAACCCAGAGAAACUACAACACUGGAAAAUAGUGGAGUAAAAUACCAUAUCUGUUUAUAGCAAUGCCCUAGAGAAAGGCAUGUGUAAAUACAAAAAAUAAUAGAGAGAAAAUAGAAAGAAAGAAAGUGUCAACCUUUUAGACACCCUGAGAGAUUAAUGUAUCAUGUUCUUACAAACAUGGCAUCAGUGGAAAGCUCUUGUUGAUCAAUGAUUGUAUAUUAUUUUCUGCCUUUAUUUCUCACACUUCAUAAGUAUUAUUUCUCAGAUUCUGUUUUUUUUCUGUUUUACACCCCACAUGGGAUUUUCAUGCAGUUGAAAGGUGUUUCUAGCACUCCCCUCUUUGAUGUCUCUCAAAAAAGACAGUCACAAGCGGAGGCAUAAGCUGGUACGCUGGUGUGCCUCAAAUAUCUCAAUGCUAAUGCUUUUUUUUGUCUUUGUAAGAGCAAUGCAUGGGCUGACCUUCACUGCAGGAUGUCACAGUGAUUUAAGCCUGUUUCCAUGCCUGAGUGUUACUCUACAACAUCCUUUUUAUGCCUGUGAUAGCCAAGCUAGGUGCCUAGCUUACAGAGGCAAAUUCUCAGUCAUUGUACUUUAAGCUAGCAGGCUUUGCUAGCACACGGUAAACAAGUCCUUAAAAGCUCUGACGCUUUAUUGCCUAAAGAAAACUCUUAUGUGAUGCAUUGGUUCUUAGUUACAUUUCUACCUGAAACAAAUUUAAUUUUUUCCAGAAGACUUUAGACCUAAUAUUUGGUUUGGUUUGAUUUCAGAAGGGCUUUUGUGACUCUUUAUAAGUACUCAACAGUAUCCAAAAAUCACAAGAAGGAAGAAUGUGUUGCAGUCUAUGAAGUAUACAGUACAAAAACCACACAUGUGCAUUGAUGUCACUGUUAGCAAAGCCUUUUAAAUUGACGCCGAAUAUUGUUGGCACUCUUCAGGCGUCUCACUCUCUAACAAUGUGCGCAUAAGAAUGUUUUAUUCAUCAGCUGCAUACACCGUAAUGUGUCGUAUAUUGUUGCCAGAGGUUAGCCGCACUGCAAGUCAAUUUACGCUUUGGUAUACAAUGAGUAAUGAAAAAAUUAUGUUAAUGUGUUGAAAGGUGUCCCCGUGAGUGCCCUGACCAGUAAUCUUUGCAAUCUGUAAAAGCAGAAGUAGCAGCAAGGUACCACUCAAGGCAUGGGAACAAAAGAGAAAAGGUAUGCUCGAGAGAAAUAAAUCAACAUGUACGUCAUGUCUGUUUUAAAUGAUAAACUUUGGUUUCUUUGAUUAUUCUUGCCUCAGAUUGGACUCUGAUGCAGUUUUUCUUUCUUUGGUCUGGUCACUAUUCUCUCUGAUGUUGUCACGUGUUGUACAUAGGUGAAAAAAAAGAGUAUUUUACAAAGCUUUUAUGUAAAUAUACCCUAAAGGAUGUGUCCUUUUUUCCAAAUGCAAAAGGCUUGGCUUUUUCUUUUCUUUUUUUUGUGAACACUCCUUGGAUGAAAAGCUGUUGGCUGGUUUUUUUUUUCUUUUCUUCUUCUUUUUUUUUCCUUCCGUUGUGUUUUGGUCCAAAGUUCAGUGAUGGUGUAAUAUUGCUUUUUCCUAGUCAUUUGCUUUCCCUUAAGAAAAACCCAUGCCCUGAGGCUAUUUCACGGCAUUUCAAUGGAGGCAGUAAUUACGGCAUUAGUGUGCCUUCUCUUUUUUUUUUUUCUUUUUUAAACCCCCCCUCUUGUGGCCCAAAGUCGCUGUAGCAGUGUAGACCAUCAAAUGAACUUUUGAUCACAGCUUAGCUGCUUUGUGCCACAGAAUGUGUCAUAAGAUUGAAUUGUAUUGUGAUGCUGUGGUUUCUGGGAAACGUAGUCAUAGGAUUGUGGGUUCUAAUCACCGACACUGGACAGGAACGGACGUGCGCAACUACCUAGUACAACUAGAUGUCAGGUCAACGCUGUUGAGUGGUUUGAUGGCAUCACAUGAAUCAUCACAUGACUGUGUGUGUGCGCAUGUAUGUAUGCAUACAUGCAUGGGUGCGUGAGUACACUCGUCUACAUGAAUCAGGUUGCAUGUAUGUCCGCUGAAUGUAUCUGCACGUACUGUAAGUUAAUCCGUUUGUAUGUUUGCGAGGAUGUGUUCCCAUUUUUACUUCUUUUUUUUUUUCAAUUUUCCACAAUAAGAGUCUCCAGAUUCCAAACCUUACACUACAUUAAAGAGUUAAGUGCCGUUCUGGCAUUUAUUAUAUUUAUUUUUUAAUGUUAUUACCUAUUUAUAAUAAAGUGCGAAUACACUUUCCAUCUCCAUGGUGCACCAUGUGGCAAGCGAAGGUGAUGAUGACCACAUGCCAAGUGUGAAUGUCAGAGUGCUCUGAGUGCACGGGGCGUUUCCUUUUUCAAUUUUUUUUUUUUAAACCGUGGUGCGAGUUGGCGAGAGCUCUCACGCCGAGUUCCGGGGUGUGCUUUGAUAGUUAAAACCUGAUUAUGUAGCUCUCGACAGUGAUUAAUUCCCUCGGCUGCAGCACUCCUUCCAUGUGUCUGCCAGCCCCCCUCCUGUCCUCCCCACCCGCCCCCUCUCCGCCACUGUUCCUGCCUCUCAGACUCCACUGGUUUUUAUCUCAGACUUACGUAGUGCUGGCUUUGUUUUCUCACAGCGAGCCCUUGUACCUGCAUAUCUCUAAAGGAUGGUCCUGCCAUGGAGUGGUUCCGCUGCCUGUUACGAUCACUGUAAAUAUGGGAGCACAGUGCCUGGGGGCUAUACGAUUUGUACAUGUUCUUUUGUAUUUGAAUAUGAGUCUAAACCCACCCCCCCACCCCGCCCUUCUUCUCCUCCGGCCCCUCCUCUCCUCCCCUCUCUCGUCCUCCUUUCCUCUCUGUCUCCUCCAUCAUCCCUCGGCCCUUUUUUCUGUAAAAGGGGGGUUAAAAAAACAGGUGUGUUUGAGCUCAGUGUACAGUAUGUGUCCUCUUUGUCCCCAUGCUCCCCGUGUCCCUUGGACUGUCCCCGCUGAGUGUGCUUUGUGCAGGAGGUGGGAACUAUUGAUGUCUCUCUGUACGUACCUGUGGAACACUUGUGACUCCUAUCAUUGGCCGCUGUAAAUAAACAUGUCCUGGUAGAAGACAG